AUGUCGUCAUCAUCACCCGCACAAGAAAGAAGAUUGACAAAUAGAAGACAUCUGCGUAGAUCUUCUGGUUUUCAAUUAAAUCGAUCAACAACACCACAUCAUUAUCCAAUUGAUGAAAAUCAAAUACCAUUUGAAUCUCAUGGUUUCUUUAAUCAAUUCUCAUGUUUAGCUGACGUCCUUCAAGAGUUAGAUAGCAAUAUGUCCAAACUAUCUUCCAUUCAUAAUACAAUCAAUAACGAAUUCAAUGAAUCAUUUGCUGGGUUUUUAUAUGGUUUAUCAUUAACUAUGUGGUGUGUUGAUUUCCCAGGUGCUCCAAAUACAAAAGCAUGGGAGCAAUUACAAGAAAAGAGACAAAGAGAACAACGAAUUAUUGAAUUAAAAAGAAGAUUAGCAAAUGCACAAGAAUUGAAUUCAAAUUUAAAAUCAACUUUAGAACAAGAAUCUAAGUCUUUACCACCAACCAGACCUACAAACCCCUUAUUUCAAAAAACAACUGCAACAAGGUCAACGAGACCAAUGCCAACAAGAACAGCUACUGGUACAAGAGCAACAGCCGCAUCAUCAUCGCGUAUUCAGAAACCUAGAAUUCCUGGACGUGAAUCAGAUUCAUCAUUGUUGAACACUUCCACAUCUUCCAUAAAUCAAAAGGGAGCAGCAGCAGCUCAGUCAUCAAGAAUACCAGCACGAAGGACAUCACAACAACAACCUACAGUAACAACCCCAAGUUCAAUACAGAGUUCAUCUAAACCUAAUCUCAACCAACCUGCUAGAUAUAUGAAUUCUUUGAAUUCUAAUGCUAAUAAAGUUUCCAACCCUGGUUAUACAAGACCUACUAAACCAGUUCAACCAUUACAGAAAUCAAAUUCCUUAGCAAAUAGACCUCGAUUUAGAUAG
This is a messenger RNA of Hemisphaericaspora subhashii, 894 nucleotides long. It is a transcript of the gene DAM1, whose product is annotated as Dam1p. The record is from RefSeq and is a predicted model, not a curated record. Gene Ontology annotation, cellular component: mitotic spindle; mitotic spindle pole body; DASH complex. The transcript has a single exon. Gene Ontology annotation, biological process: mitotic sister chromatid biorientation. Bases 1 to 894 code for a protein of 297 amino acids. Lineage: Eukaryota; Fungi; Ascomycota; Pichiomycetes; Serinales; Debaryomycetaceae.